AAGAGGGGGCGGGGCAGGGUGGUGUGUGAUCUGAAAGGCGGAGAGUGGCUGAUGGACUAUGAGUGUGUCUGUGUGAGUUCGAGGCAGUGUCUGUGGGUGACGAUGUCAGUGUGUGUAGGCUCCGUAACUGCUGUCAUCUGGUGUGUCUGUCAGCGAAUGUGACUGCGUCUGAGAGUGUGAUUGUAGCUGAGUCUGCAUGUGGCACAGCAGUCAGUGGGUAAUUUUUGGUGCGUGUUCGUUUGUGAGAGGGACUGUGACCGCACCAGGGAGUGUGUUUUGGGAAACUCUGUGGGGUCUGCCAGUGUGAGAGUGGAUGGUUGGGUUUCUGUGUGAUAGCGUGUGAUGUCCGAAGUGGAAGAACAAGAGACUUGUGACUGCAGUGUGUCCUGUGUCCUCGCCUAGACGGUUUAGGAGUGAGGCUGUGUUCUGAUAUUCCGGGAAACUUCAGUUGUUGAGGGAGACUGACUUUCCUACCGGGCCUGCAACAUAGACAGAUCCACCCCCAGUGCACAUGGCUCUCCAUCUUCCUCUGCCCAAGAUUUGACGGGGGCUGAGAAUGCAGCUCUAUGGUAAAGUGCUUGUCUAGCGUGAGCCAGGGCCUGGGUUUCAUCUGAGAAAGUGAGUCUCGUCACUGGGCCACAUGUACUCCAAGCCUCUGGAUUGCUGGGAUUACAGAUGAGCAGCAGCUGCUCAGGGCUGAGCAGGGUCCUGGUGGCUGUGGCUACAGCCCUGGUGUCUUCCUCCUCCCCCUGCCCCCAAGCCUGGGGUCCUCCAGGAAUGCCCUCCACAGGGGUCCAGUAUGGGCAGCUUGGCAGGUCCAUGAUGCUGUGCUGUCCUGGAGUGAACGCAGGGACGCCAGUGUCCUGGUUUCGGGAUGGGGAGUUAAGGCUGCUUCAGGGACCCGACUCUGGACUAGGACACAGACUGUUCUUGGCCCACGUGGACAGCACUGAUGAGGGCACUUACGUCUGCCAGACCAUGGAUGGUGUAUUUGGGGGCACAGUGACCCUGAAGCUGGGCUUUCCCCCAGCUCGUCCCGAGGUCUCCUGCCAAGCAGUAGACUAUGAAAACUUCUCCUGUACUUGGAGUCCCAGCCAGGUCAGCGGUUUGCCCACCCGCUACCUUACUUCCUACAGGAAGAAGAUCCUACCAGGAACUGAGAGUGAGAGGGAAAGUUCAUCCACAGGGCCUUGGCCAUGCCCACAGGACCCUCUAGAGGCUUUCCGAUGUGUGGUCCAUGGGGCAGAGUUCUGGAGUGAGUACCGGAUCAAUGUGACUGAGGUGAACCCACUGGGUGCCAGCUCAUGCCUACUGGACGUGAGAUUACAGAGCAUCUUGCGUCCCGAUCCACCCCAGGGACUGCGGGUGGAAUCAGUACCUGGUUACCCGAGACGCCUGCAUGCAAGCUGGACAUACCCUGCUUCCUGGCGCCGCCAACCCCACUUCCUGCUCAGGUUCCGGCUACAAUACCGUCCAGCACAGCAUCCAGCCUGGUCCACGGUCGAGCCAAUUGGCUUGGAGGAGGUGAUAACGGAUGCCGUGGCUGGGCUGCCCCAUGCGGUACGAGUCAGUGCCAGGGACUUUCUGGAUGCUGGCACCUGGAGUGCCUGGAGCCCAGAGGCCUGGGGUACUCCUAGCACUGGUCCCCUGCAGAAUGAAAUAUCUGAUGGGAACCAGGGACACAAACAGCAAGAGGCAGUAGGUCAGGAGGACGGUCCCACCCCUCCAAGGCCAUCCUUGCAGCCAGACCCAAGACCGCUUGAUCACAGGGACCCCUUGGAGCAAGUGGCUGUGUUAGCAUCUUUGGGAAUCUUCUCUUUUCUUGGCCUGGCUGUUGGAGCCCUGGCACUGGGGUUCUGGCUGAGGCUGAGACGGGGUGGGAAGGAUGGACCUCAAAAACCUGGGCUGUUGGCACCAAUGAUUCCAGUGGACAGGCUUCCAGGCAUUCCAAACCUGCAGAGGACCCAGGAGAACUUCAGCUGAUUCCGCCUGUAACCCUUUCCGGCUGGGGUGGUUAAAUGGACGGGCAGAAAAGGAGGCAGAGCAGUGUGGAUCCCUAUGGAUGGAGGUCUCAGUUGGAAGUCUGAAGCCCUUUUUUUUGAGACCCUAUAUUCCAAGCUUGCUGCCAGCUAAACGCUGCCUGGACUUCUGAUGUCAUCCUUGAGGUGGAAGUUCACCCAAGGAGUGUGUAAAGAUGUGCAUGUCUGUGUCCACCUGUGACUGUGCAUACGUGAGAUAAGGAACAGACAUUCUCUGUAUGUGUGUAUAUAGAUGCUCGGAGAGUGUGUGCAGACCUUGGCCUUGGCCCUUGUGGGGACUGUGAAGAGUUGAAAUAAAGAGACUGAAGAAGUUUUUGGA
Molecule: messenger RNA, 2358 nt
Organism: Myodes glareolus (Bank vole)
Lineage: Eukaryota; Metazoa; Chordata; Mammalia; Rodentia; Cricetidae
Source: RefSeq, a predicted model, not a curated record